CCGCCGCCGCCGCCUGCCCGGCGCAGCCCUGCGGAGCUCGGGGCGGCGGCGCCCGGCCGCCGGCCAUGGCCGUGCCAGCCGCGCUGCUUAGCCCCCACCACCUCCUCUCCUUCUGCUUCCCCGCCGCCGGCGGCCUCCUGGGCUAUGCCGACUUGGAGAAGGACUACGAGGGCGGCUGCGGCGGCGGAGGCGAGGCGGGGGACUUUAAAGAAGCCACCAGGGACCUGCUGAGCUUCAUCGACUCUGCCUCCAGCAACAUCAAGCUUGCGCUGGACAAGCCGGUGAAGUCCAAGCGGAAGGUGAACCAUCGCAAGUACUUGCAGAAGCAGAUCAAGCGCUGCACCGGCAUCAUCGCCACCUCGCCGCCGCCGCCGGCCCCGCCGCCGUCCGCCGCCGCCGCCUCCCCGCCCGCCGCCGGCCCCGCCAGGCCCCCGCCGCGCCGGGAGGGCUCGCAGGCGGCCAGCAGCCUCCAGAGCAAGAGCCUGGCCGCCCUCUUCGGCUCCCUGCAGCCGGGCCGGGGCGCGGCGGGCGGCGGGGAGGCGGCGGGCGGCGGGGCGGGCGGCGGGGCGGCGGGCGGCCCGCGGAAGGUGCCGCUGCGGGACCGCAACCUGCCGCCCUCCUUCUUCACGGAGCCGGCGCUGCCCGUCGCCCCCGCCCCGCCGCCGCCCGCUAAGGAGCCGCAGAAGGGCGGCGGCGCGGAGGCGGCCGAGUUCUUCGAGCUGCUGGGCUCCGAGUACGGCGCGCUGCUGCCCGAGCCCGGCGCCGCGCCCGACACCUUCCCCGGCGGGGCGGCCGCCCGCCUGCCCGCCGAGCUGGGCUUGGAGCACGGCUUGUACGACGCGCCGCUGCCGCUGCCCGCCGCCCCGCACCCGCUGCUGGGCGGGCUGCUCUACCCCGAGCCGCCCUGGAGCCCGCCCGGGCCCUGCAGCCCGCCCAAGAAGGCGGCGGCCGAGGCGCUGCGCCCGCUGUACCCCGGCGGCGGGGAGGCGGCUCCAGGCGGCGGCGACGAGUCCGGCGGGCAACUGCCACCGGGCUUCGGCCCCUUCUUCCCCGAGUGCCCGUUGCCCGCGCCGCAGGGGCCCUACGACUACAGCGCCGGCUUCCACCGCGCCGCCUACCCCGGCCUGUAGCCCGGCCCUGCGGCCCGGCCGCUCCGCGCUGCGCCGCGCUGCGCCGUGCUGCCGGGGCCGCGGGGUGGGGGAGCUCCACGCGUGGGGCUGGGGCUGCGCCCGGGCUGCGGCCCUGCUGGAGCUGUGGCUCUGCUCGGGCUGGGGCUGCGCUUGUCCCGCCGCGCGUGUGUGUGCGUGUGCGUCCCGCAACCACGGCCGCGGGCCCGCAGGCUUCAGCCCUGCGCUCUGCCCGUCGCCUCCUCCUGCGGUCUGGGAGACGCUGCAAAUAAAAUGUGAAACCUUGGGUCCCUUCAGGUGUUUUUCUGGCGGCCGGUGACUGCCUUUCCUUCGCCUCCCUUGAGGCUCAGGUUCCGUGUCGUUCAGGCAGCCGCGGCUCGGUGGAUCUGUGUAACGCGACCUCGCAACGGGGAUGCGCCUGUCGAAGGCAGCUGUGACCAACCUGUACAUCGUUUCAGUCUAAAAGUAAAGCUCGAUCAGCUCUGGCGGUGCGUUUCAGACUUUUCCCAGGCUCACACGCAUCGCAGGUGCCGGCCGAUGUUCGUCUGAAGACACGAAAGGAGAGAAAAGAAACUACUGAAGUGAAGCAAAAUAAAAAAUGCUGCUACCAAAACUUUAGUGUCCUGAAAUUUAACAAUGCCUUGCAGGAUCUUGCAAACAGCAAUUUACAGCGAUACAUAAGUUAAUUGAUGGCGUAAGUUCAGGACAAAAGUGAACUGUAGCCCCUGCGGCGAUGCGAUUCCUAUGGACCGUUGGAUUGCUACCAGGAAUGUGUCACAGCUUGGAAAAGCAACGUGUCUCGGUCUCACUGUGUACAGGAGAUUAUUUGAUAAUCAUUUAAGUUAUGUGAAAGAGUCUAUGAUAGGUCCUAUAAAAAUAAAGCUACACAAUAGAUCUGA
This is a messenger RNA of Colius striatus (speckled mousebird), 2026 nucleotides long. It is a transcript of the gene FAM181B, whose product is annotated as family with sequence similarity 181 member B. Lineage: Eukaryota; Metazoa; Chordata; Aves; Coliiformes; Coliidae. The transcript has a single exon. The record is from RefSeq and is a predicted model, not a curated record. Bases 66 to 1130 code for a protein of 354 amino acids.